Molecule: messenger RNA, 1491 nt
Organism: Ophidiomyces ophidiicola
Lineage: Eukaryota; Fungi; Ascomycota; Eurotiomycetes; Onygenales; Onygenaceae
Exons: 1
Coding region: 1-1491 (496 amino acids)
Source: RefSeq, a predicted model, not a curated record
AUGGCAGAUCACCUCCCCCAAAAACAAGCAUCCCUGGAGCCUGCUGCUGAGAUUGCUAUCCCGGAAACCCCAAUAGAGGCCCGAAGCGGACAGUCAACACCGUCAGAUGAGUUACCAGCGAAUACCCUCGGGAAAAAUGGGUUUAUUUCUCCUAGCAUACCUGCCUCAUCUUCCGAUAUAACUCCUCCACCUUCCCAGAGCCUCGGGAAUAUUUCCACACCUCGCAGGCGGUCCCUCUCCCGAUCUAACUCGUUACUUGCCUCACCACCAGCAACUGUGGAUCAGACCCUCUGUGUUGCCUACGGCGCAUCCGAAAGUCUGCCCACUCUGGCAGAUAUUGAUACUGCAAAUGAUGAACCUCUUCGGAUCAUUGCAAAAGAGCUUUUAUCCGUGGCGCAGGAGUCUCGAAUGUCUGCCGCACACUUCAAACUUCAACAUAGCCUGCUUUCAAUGACUAGCAGUGAGGCUAUUAAGCGUGCUGAAGUUGAGCAGCAGCUUGCUAAACGAGAAAUUGAAAUUUUGCAGAGCGCUGAAUACCGUUUACGCCAAACUCAACAUGUUAAAUCCCCGCCAUCACCAUUGCCAACACCACAACAGCAACAAAAUACCGUGUUAAACUCUGCAUUAAAUCGAGCCAAAGAGCUCGAAGAAACAAAUCUAGUGUUAGAACGAAAGCUUCGUCGUGCAACGAAAAUUAUAGAAGAAGAUGCCGAUAAGUACGAACUACUGAUGGAAGAAAAUUGUCGACUGAAAAAGCGUAUUCGGGAUAAUCGCGAUCAUUUUACUCUCAUGAUGGACCAUGGCUCACUUUCUUCCAGCCCGCGUACUGAACUCCAUACUCCGCAACAAAAACUGAUUUCCCGUUAUCCCGAUAGCGCUCGGUCUCCUGUCAACAGGGUUGGUGGCCAGGACCCCUUUGCAGUUCUCCUUGCCGCAGAUCAAGUGCUUCAUGGGGAGGCUACAAGCAUCAAAUCUUCCUUGCCAUCAAAGAGUAGCCACAGGGGCCACGGCCAUAUUCGUGGCACGCAUUCCCUUUCAUCGUUACCAACAACUCCUCAACGAAGAGGCGGAGCGGUUGAGCGAAUUCAUUUCUUUACUCCGGUUAACCAACGGUCUACGGCACCUCCUGUGGGCUACCCUAUCAUUCACGAUCGCGAUGACGCCGACCGGCAUGAUCGUGACAGCACGAUCUCAGUUUCAGACGUUGACGAGGCAGUAACCGACGAAGAUGUGCCUGCCUCGCAAGCAAGCUCCCUUGCAACCAGCAUGCUGCGACGCUUCCCUGGUGCUAGCCAGGAGGAACCACAAGUCCCUGCCAACAUAGGCAAAUCUAGCACUUUACUUCAAGCAAAACUAUUUGGGCACAUCAAGAAGCCCGGCGUUGAGCGCUCCACAGAUAACUUGAAGCGGAAGCGUAGCCAUGAAGUAAAGACACUGUCCCCCAAGAAGGUCCGCACAAUGGAGCCCAUUUACGUUAAUAUGAAAUCAUGA